Dipodomys spectabilis (banner-tailed kangaroo rat) is the source of this 718-nucleotide messenger RNA. It is a transcript of the gene Pfdn1, whose product is annotated as prefoldin subunit 1. Gene Ontology annotation, biological process: protein folding. Gene Ontology annotation, molecular function: protein folding chaperone. Gene Ontology annotation, cellular component: cytoplasm; prefoldin complex. The record is from RefSeq and is a predicted model, not a curated record. Bases 36 to 404 code for a protein of 122 amino acids. NCBI's taxonomy places the organism in Eukaryota, Metazoa, Chordata, Mammalia, Rodentia, Heteromyidae. The transcript has 4 exons.
UGCUUCCAACGCGCAGGCGCAGAGAGUGCGUCAAGAUGGCGGCCCCCGUGGAUCUGGAGUUGAAGAAGGCCUUCACAGAGCUCCAGGCCAAAGUUAUUGACACGCAACAGAAGGUGAAGCUUGCAGACAUACAGAUUGAACAGCUAAACAGAACAAAAAAGCAUGCACACCUUACAGAUACAGAGAUUAUGACUUUGGUAGAUGAAACUAACAUGUAUGAAGGCGUAGGAAGAAUGUUUAUUCUUCAAUCCAAGGAGGUAAUUCACAACCAGCUGUUAGAGAAACAGAAAAUAGCAGAAGAAAAAAUUAAAGAAUUAGAGCAGAAAAAGUCCUACCUGGAGCGCAGUGUUAAAGAAGCUGAGGACAACAUCCGGGAGAUGCUGAUGGCACGAAGGGCACAAUAGGAGAUCUGAGAGAAGCUCUUCCCUCCUGAUUCCUCUCAUCCUGGCAAGAACUGAGGGACUUGUGCCAGGGUAACAUCCUCCCUCAGGCUAGAUGGACCUUUUAAUCUGAAUGGCUUCAAACCCCCCCUGUCCCUAUAUUGGGAUCUCUUUUGGGUCCCCCCUCUGUAUAUGUUCCCUGCCUCUGCCUAGGAAAUCCUUGGAGCCUGGGUUGAGCCAGGAACUCCCAGGAGAAGGAAGACAGGGUCCAGGGCAGAUAAGGAAACUUUGAGCCUGCUGCUAGGUAAACUGUCAGACCAAUAAAAGGCUAUGUCCCA